AUGAACGGCCAUGCAGUACGGAGCUCCUCCUCUGCCUCGAAUUACGACUCCCGGUAUGGCACCGGUCUACAUCCCUCCUCGAAGGCACUGCUUGAAGGCUACAAAGGCUCCCUGGAAAGCACGGACGAAGACCGAGGAGACCGGCAGCGGUUUCAACAUACGAAUGGCUCACUAGCGCGUACCUCUGAGCUAUUGGACACAAGCGAUCCGGUGUCAAUGCACUUAUUGAUGGAGACAGCCAUUGGGGACAGUUCACAAUAUGGGCUCUUGUCUUUCGAGGAGGUGGACGAGCUGAAGAAGGAAAUAUCCAUACUAUCGACUCGCAUUGAUGCAACCAAGCGCAAACUAGCCAUUGAGAACAAGCUUCGUGAUGCGGCAACCUCACUCAAUCGACUUUAUACCCCAAACAGUCGCGAAAGCGUAAUGGACGGCGGAUCAAAACGGCAACGAAGGAGUGUGAUAAGCAAAGGCAGCGCUAGUGAUUUGUUGAGUAAGACAGACAAUGAGUUGGUCGCCAGCAACAAGAAGUGUGAGGAUUUGGCGCAGGAACUGCUGAGGCUUGAGAGACGAGCGCAAGAGCUACAGAAAAGGUUGCUAGAACAUACAGCUGGAGUCUUGCAGAUCACGCACAAGGGUUAUUUGGAAAAUGACGCCUCUCGUGAACAGUCAGAGCACAUGAACGGCUACCCUGAAAGUUCUGAAAGCCUACCCACGCUCAGUUUCGGAAAAGAGUUCGACGAUCGCAGCUUCUACCAGACGUUAGACUCGUUUUUAGAAUCCGGUGAUACUCAGACGAACGGGAAGGUUGCCUCAGCUUUUGCCGAACAGACUGAGUCAAUUCUUGAGACAGAGCGAAAGCUCUGGGACCUCAACCGACGUCUGAGGGAUUCUAUCGCGCAAGCGAGCGCUGGUCGACAAAUGCUACCUGCACCUCCUGCACCACACAGAGAGUCCAAAUUGCAACACGACCACGAGGUCGCGCUACAAGGGCAGGUGGAGUAUUUGGAAAAGGGCCUCGACAGCAUGCAAAGAAGUCAAGUCGAUACGCUACAAGGCUAUAAGCAGUCAGCCUACGCUGCUGAAGAGAGGCUUGAGGAUCUCAACACACAACUUCGUGGUCUUAUACUUCGAAGUAACCUUGAUCCUGAUGCACAGUAUCCUCAACCUCCUGAUGUCUCCGGUCGUGGUCCGGAAGAACAAAUAGCUUUCCUUGGGAAUGGCCUUGAUGCAUUAGAGCAGGGUGUGGAGCGCCUCAAAGAUGAUAGCCAGACCUCCACAUCUACUCGGCUUGUUCACGAGGAAAAAGUCGGUCAGUAUGAGACUGCAUUACAGGACCUUUGGCAAAAUAUAUUUUCAGAAGAGGAUAGCUUCUCGUUACAGGCGUUCUCCGCGAAUGUUCAAUCGCUACACACACGAGUGAAAGGCUUGCAUGAGCAAAAGGAAAUAUUGGGUCGUCAAAUCCAACAGCAGAAGGAAGUGAACAGCAAAUCUGAUUCCGAAAAAGAUGCACGAUUAGCAGAAGUAACUGCAGAGCUCGAGAAAGCGAGGAAUGACCUUCAGUCUACCGUCAGAGAAAGUAUAGAAGGAAGUUAUAUUCUCAGCGCUCAGUUGGCAGCACGCAAGGAAGACAAGGACCAGCUUUUGGCUGAGCUACAGGACAAGCACGACAAUAUCUCAAACCUCGAAGUCCAGUUACGGACUGUGACAACCGAGCAGGAUGAGCACAUUGCUAAGACAAGCGGCCUGGAGGCGAAGUUACAAGAAAAAUACACAGAAGCCGAGAAAGCGCGUACCGAAUUAGAUAAAUCCGAGGGAGAAAUGGUUCGCUUACAGACCGAACUUACCGUUGCCAGAGCAGAGCUUGAUGGGGCGUAUGGUACUCGUGCCCAGCGUGCAGCCGAGGUCGCGUCUCAUCCAGUUAUGCAAAAGGAGAUAGAGGAUCUCAAUGAGCGCAACGGGACCUUGUUGGAAGAGCUUGCUGGGCUGAAGACUCAGCACGAGGCGGGCAACGCUGAGCUUAACCAGCGGGUGCAAGCUUUGCAAAAAGAACUCUCGGAAACGAUUGGCGAGUACGAGGUCAUGACCAAAUCUAGCAUUGAGUACGAAAAGGAACGCGAGCAGUUGGAGAAUACCAUCGACAAUUUGCGAGACCGCAUUGAAGUGCUUGAAACCCAAAUAAGUGACGGAAAGGUUGAAUCGCUUGGGGUUAACGUUCCGGGAAAGCCUGGCAGCCUGGAGUCUCAGGGUUCAAGCAAUACGAGCACUGCAAUAUUGAAGAAUGAGUUCAAGAAGAUGAUGAGAGAAACGAGGGCGGAGAGCCUGAGAGUUCUAAGAGUCGAGCAAGACGAACGCCGGAAACUCGAAGCCCAGCUUCGAACACUGAAGGCGCCCGGAAAAUCAUCAUUAAGUCGAACUAUGACGGCUCAAUGA
Messenger RNA from Letharia columbiana, 2430 nucleotides. RefSeq lists its product as uncharacterized. The transcript is spliced from 3 exons. NCBI's taxonomy places the organism in Eukaryota, Fungi, Ascomycota, Lecanoromycetes, Lecanorales, Parmeliaceae. The coding region runs from base 1 to 2430 and encodes 809 amino acids. The record is from RefSeq and is a predicted model, not a curated record.